AUGUCUGCGAAUCUGGAGAUGCCAGGUGCGGGCUGCAAGCGGGAGCAGAUUAAACGGUCGAAGAGAGAGGGCGGCCCUUCAGACGACGAUGGCGACCGCUUGGCGGACGAGGUCCCGGACCCGGCGUCUACCGUGAAAAAGCAGAAGAGGGUGAAGGUGUGUCGGAAGUGCAAGGCGAAUUCUCAGGACGACACCAGCUUGCGCUUCGUCGACCUGGACAAGUGCGAGAUGUGCUGGGACGUGAAGCAAGCAUUUCCCGAACUUUCUUGGGAUGAGUGCUGCGAAAAGGCUGAAACCGAUGAGUUGUUCGCCAAGGACUGGAGCAAAGCUGAAAAGAUUCAGCAGGGUGGAGAGCGGACGUGGAGAAAUGAGUCCCUUGUCGGCUUCGUCCAGCAGGCCGGGAUGAAGGUCGAGACCUUAUACUGGUUCCUUACCCUCAGCGAUUUUGCCGACAUGUUCCACAUCACUCCCGCCCAGUCCGGCUUCCAGACGAUGGACAUCCCUUCUGAGGACGGCCGGGGUAAGAUCACCGGGGUGCUCGUCAAGCCAUCGCCCGAGGACCCCCCGCACCUCUACCGCCGAGUUUCGAUGUUCUCCCAGGCAUUCUUCAAAGUGAACGAGAACGUGGUUGGCCCCGGGCAGCAGUACCGGGAAGCGCAGUGCCAUGAGACGUACAAAUGUCUGAUUCGCGAGAAUGCUGACAGCUAUCGUGACACAGACUUCCGGCCGGAGAGGCGUCAAGUAGUGAAGACGUUGAAGGAGAUUGCCCCCAUUGCAGACAAGGCGAAGAGGGACCUCGAGGCGCAGGUGAUCCAGGUCCCCGGCGGCGUCGCCGACUCCGAUGACGAGGUGCUCCCAGUCGGCGGCUCGCUGUUGUCGCGGACGGCGCGCAACGCAGCAGUUGCGAGCACGCAGGCCCCCGCGGCCAAGGCACAGGGCCGCGGCCGCGGCGGCGGCCAGGCAGCGGCCAAGCGCGCGGCUAUCAUGGCCCAGAUGCGCCAGGAUUUGCUCAUUGACCCGGCUGGCACUGGCAAGCGGCCCUCCGGCAGGGCGCGCGGCUCCGCAGCCUCGGCCGCCGUCGACGUCCAGGUUGACUUGUCUGGCGAAGAGAUGCGCAGCAAGGGCCCGACACGCAGGGACAAGACACCGGAUGAGAAGGACUCGAUGAACCUUGAUAUCGAUGCGCACUCGAUCAUGGAGGGCCGCUGGCCCAACGUGAAGAUACAGAUUGCUGGCAUGCGCAAGACUUUGAACUCCUCGGGAAUGUCGCAGCAUUCCCGGAAGUUCCUCGACCUCACGCGCGACGUCCGCGUGUGGGAAAACGCUAACAACCUGCGGCUUUCCGUGGCCGAGCCCACGGUUGCCGAGUACCAUGGGGCGAAGACCAAGAUUGAAGCUUUGAUUGACGACUUCCAGGAGAUUCCGGACAUGAUAUGGCGCCGGUGGACGGCGAUGGAGGCGAUGGUGCGGCUGUCCGCCGGCAAGGAGGACUUCAGGGCGACGUCAAUGUACUCGGCUCUUUUGGGUGCGAUCCGGGCUUUCGACGACGCAUUCCAGAACGUCGGCGAGGUGCACAGCGAGACGUGCAUCGAAAAGCUCGCCGUGUUUCGGAACAUCCUGAGAGUGAAGAUCGAGGAGGCGCAGAAUAUCGCAGGGGGGCUCCGGGAGGGCGGCGCGUGGAAGAGCGACGCCCCCGCAGGCCCCCUCGAGGCGGUCGUGAAGCACGCGGACCAAGCGGGCGGGUUGCUCAAAGGCCCUGGGACCAAGAUCCAGAAGGUGAAGGAAGGUCUCGCGUCGGCCGUAGAGGCGUUCAGAGGCGAGUUGGCGAAAUUCCCGUACAUCUGCGAGCAUCCAGAGGUGGUGGCUGCGAAUAAUGCCGCGUUCGAUGCCGCGGAUGAGGCGGUCGCCUUGAGCCAGGCCACCACCCUCGAAGGCCAGCUCUGCAGGAGCCUGCUGAAGAAGGACGAGGCCGCCCGAACGGAAAGCAUCAUCCCAUACAUGGCGCAGUACUCCCACGUGCCCCAGAAGGACAUCCACCCGGCUCUCUGGGAGGCCGCGGCGAAGGCGCAAGCCGCGAAGUCCGAGGUGAAGGCCAAGGGUCCGCCCGCGGCCAAGGCCAAGCCCCCGGGGGGCAAGAAAUGA
Messenger RNA from Prorocentrum cordatum, 2142 nucleotides. The record is from the annotation of a GenBank genome assembly. Lineage: Eukaryota; Dinophyceae; Prorocentrales; Prorocentraceae.